UCUCAUAUGUAGGUUAAUCCUAAUAUAUUUCUCUCUAUUAUAUUAUUUAUCGUCGUGUUCAAGGUUUGUUUUGUUAGCUUUGGCAUGACACCUGAUAGUUUCUAUCCUAACAGGUGAAUAAAUUCACCUGGAGACAAAUGCGUAAAAUCUGUGUCAUGGAAGUUCUGAGUGUAAAGAAUGUCCGGUCAUUCAGCUCCAUCAGGCACGAUGAAGUUGUUCAUCUCAUUGACUCUAUCCAAUCUUCUUCUUCUGGUGAGCCAGUUAAUUUUACUGAAAGGAUAAUUUGGUUCACAAGUUCCAUGACAUGUAGAUCAACAUUUGGGCAAGUACUAAAGGAGGAAGACAUAUUUAUAAAACUAAUUAGAGAAGUAAUAAGCUUAGCAGAAGGCUUUGAUGUGGCUGACAUUUUCCCUUCAUACAACUUUCUUCACGUUCUUGGCGGAGCGAAACACAAACUUCUAGAUGCCCACCGUAAGGUAGAUUCAAUUGUUGAGGAUGUUAUCAAUGAGCACAAGAAGAAUCUUGCAACUCGCAAGAGUGAUGAUGCCUUAGGAGGUGAAGAUUUAAUUGAUGUCCUACUAAGACUUAUGAAUGAUGGAAGUCUUCAAUUUCCAAUUAACAACGAUAAUAUCAAAGCUGUUAUUAUUGACAUGUUUGCUGCCGGAACAGAAACUUCAUCAACAACAACCGUAUGGGCUAUCGUUGAAAUGAUGAAAAAUCCAAGUAUAUUUGUGAAAGCUCAAGGAGAAGUGCGAGAAACCUUUAGAGACGAAGAAACGUUCGAUGAAAAUGAUAUGGAGGAGCUGAAAUACUUGAAGUUAGUCAUUAAAGAAACUAUGCGACUUCAUCCACCAGUUCCACUUUUGGUCCCAAGAGAAUGUAGGGAGGAGACGAAUAUAAACGGCUAUACUAUUCCUGUAAAGACCAAAGUUAUGGUUAAUGUUUGGGCAUUGGGAAGAGAUCCAAAAUAUUGGGAUGACGCUGAAAGCUUUAAGCCAGAGAGAUUUGAGCAGUGCUCUGUGGAUUUUGUUGGUAAUAAUUUUGAAUAUCUUCCCUUUGGUGGUGGACGGAGGAUUUGUCCCGGGAUAUCAUUUGGUUUAGCUAAUGUUUAUAUGCCAUUGGCUCAAUUGCUUUAUCACUUCGAUUGGAAACUCCCACCUGGAAUCAAACCAAGUGACUUGGACUUGACUGAAUUGGCUGGAAUAACUACUGCGAGAAAGGGUGAUCUUUACUUUAUUGCGACUCCUUAUCAACCUUGUCGACAGUAAUUUUAAUGACAUCAACUCUUUAA
This is a messenger RNA of Lycium ferocissimum, 1291 nucleotides long. RefSeq names its product cytochrome P450 71D7-like. Gene Ontology annotation, molecular function: monooxygenase activity; heme binding; oxidoreductase activity, acting on paired donors, with incorporation or reduction of molecular oxygen. NCBI's taxonomy places the organism in Eukaryota, Viridiplantae, Streptophyta, Magnoliopsida, Solanales, Solanaceae. The record is from RefSeq and is a predicted model, not a curated record.